AUGGAGAACGACAUGAGAGACGAACUACAGCCGGUGGAUAAAAAUCAAGGUAACACAAAUAUUUUAACUUAGUUUUAAUUUCCUUUUUUUUAGUAUACAAUCACUGGUAACAAGUGUUACCAUGUUUAAUUGUCUGUUUUGUUUUUCUUUGUAUACACUUCCACGUAUAUUUUAUUGGUUUGUUGCACUCUGUGUGUUUUACUAUUAUAAUAUACCUACUGUAUGAACACGUUUUUUGCAUGACCGUUCAAGCAAUUCAGUGGCCAUGCAUACACAUAGUAUUUUUAUUUUUCAACACUGGCAUUAAAUACAUAUACUUUAAUUUAUAUUACUAUAACAUUACACUGAAUUACUUGUACUUAUUUUUUGUUUUUUUUUUUUUCAAAAAAAAUUGUCUAUGCUUAUGUUGGUGUUGCACGCUCUUUAUAUUGACAGGUCCGUUGACUUUGGACUCGCUUCUAAAACAAAUAGAUGAAUUACAAUUGGAGAAAAAAGAGUUCGGCUUGCAACGUGCCAAAAUGAAGGGGUUUUUACUGCAAAAAGAAGGUGACCAGUUAUUGCUUUGUUGCUUUAAAUAUGUAUAUAUUUAUGUAUAUUCAUAAAAUUGUAUAUAAUUUCAUUUCUUUAUUAAUAUGAUACCCAUUUGUUCAUAAUUAUAAGUGAAAUUUAAUGUGGGUUUUUAAUUAUUAGAGGAACUCAAGAAUAUGACAAACAUCUCAACUGAACUAAAGAGAUUACAAGAUGCAUUAGAUGAAUCUCAGAGCCAGCUUACUGUAACAAAACUUGAAAUGGAAGGACGGUUUGAAGAACAAACUCGCAAGUACAAUGAGGAAAUUUCGUCUCUAGAUAAAGUGCUUGCUGGUAAUAUUAGUUAUGAAAUGAUUUAUUUUUUAUUAUUCUAAUAUUUACUUUUAAUAGAAACUUUGGAAGAAUCUAGGCGUCGAGAGAAUGAAACUAAAACUUACAAAACAAUGAGUGAAAAAUUAGAAAACGAGUUGAAAAAUUGUCGCAAUCAAAUGUUGAUUGGUCAACAGGGAAAUAGUAUAUUAGGUGAAUCAACUCAGCAACAAAUACUUAAUGUACCUGGUACUGUUCUUUCUGCUAUUGCUAGAAAAAUGACCAAUUUAGCUUCCAGUGCUGAAUCUGAUGAUUACAGGAAGGUAAAUUAUCAAUUAGUAGUUAACAGAAAUUAAUAAUAAUUUUUUUUAAAUAACCACAUUUUAAAUUCACUUCUGAAAGUCUCAAGAUGAUGAUGAUAAUGUGUAUAAAGCUUUGGUGGAUCCAUUAAAAGAAGAAGUUGAAGCUCUAAAAGAAAAAAUUCGAGAAAUGGACACAGAUAUCAGUUACUAUAAAACUAAACUAAUUGAAUCAAAAGAUAAUGUUAUUGAACAAAAACUCACAGCCAGUAUGUAUUUUUUUUUAUAUAACAUUAAAAAAGGUUAUUAAUUUAUCAUGAAUACUCAUUACUUCAUAGAGUAUUGAUUUUUAAAAAAAAAAAUUAUUUAAAACAAUUUAAGAAACAAACAGCUAUUAAAUGUUACAUUACCAUUACUUUUUUGUUACAAUCAUUUUUGGAAGUUAAACAACAAUCUUUUUAUUUUCAAAUAGCAACCUAUAUUAAACAUAAGUUUUUUAUAGAUGGAGUAAUAGUUUAAAUUAAUUUUGGUAAAACAAUUUUUGAUUUCAAUCAACCUGUUGAUGAGAUAUUCCAUUAAGUAUGAGUAGUGGUAGAGUAGUGGAGUACUAUUCAAACAUUGCGAGCUAUACUGUACACAAAUAUUGUUCAAUUACUCAACCCAUACACGUAAUUAGAAGUAAAAAAUCUUAUCUACAGUUUGUUGAAAAUUAAAAAUGUCAACACUAAAAUAUAUUUUACCUAAAAUUGUAUUUUUUAUGGAAUAUUUAAUAUAGGUUUCCAUUUGAAAAUCAGAAGUAGGUUGUCGUUUCGCAUCCAAAAACAAGAGUGUCAAAAAUAGCGUGAUUUUAGAUCUGCUUGUUUUAUAAAUUAUCAAAAAAAAAAAAAGUUUUACUUUUUGAUAUAAUGAGUAACUUAUCAAGCAUUAAUCAAACGCUAAAAUUGAUAUUUGUAUAUUAUACAGUUAUUUGGUUUAUAUAAUUCUUUUUCUUUCAUAGAUAAUUCUCAAGAAGAAUCAUCAAAUUCUUCAGCUACUAGUGAUUUUGUUUUCCUUAACACAUCUGGUAAAUAUUAUUAGUAUGAUUUAUUAAUGUAAACACUUAAUGAAUUUAAUUGUGAUAGUGGAUAAUAAUGUUGCUAAAUGUGAACAAUGUGCAUUAUAUAAAAUCCGUGUGGAAGAAAUGCAAGACAAACUAAAUGAUGCAGAUAAACGUCUUUUAGCCAUGGACAAGCUUAAAGAUGAACAUGAUAAAGAGACCAUCUACCGUAAACAGAUGGAAGAAAAGUGGAAUGAAAAAUUAGAAGAACAUAAAAAUAAAGUAAUUAUGAUAAUUCAUUAAUUUCAUAGUGUAUUAUGUUUAGAUAGGUUCAUGUUUGUAUAUUUUUAUAGGUACAAGAAUUGAAAAAUUUCUCAGAUCAAUCACAUGAGGUGCUUAGUGAUGUUAAGUUGCAAUAUGAACAGACUGUAAUAGAUUUUCAAAAAGAACUAAAGCUUUGUACAGAAAAUGGUGCUAAAAUGAAGCAACACAUAUUGAAGUAUAUGAUUAAUAAUGUUAAUAGUUUUUAUAAUGUUUUCUAUGAAAACAUUGUUUAUCUUUUCUAGGCUGGAAGAAGAAAAUCAUAAUUUAAAAGAGAAACACAUGAAGUUUUCUGUACAGUUACAAAAUGAAGAGAUUAAUUUACCUAGUUCAGUAGCGGUUAGUGUUUCUUUCAUGGCAAAUGUAAUUUUUCACAUUUACUAAACAUAACAUAUUUUUAUAAAGGAGCUUCACGAAUAUUUGUUAAAACGGAAUGAAGAACUUAUAGCUAUGUCGAUAGUAAAAGAAUCUAUUGAAGAAGAAAUAAACAGAAUAAAAAAUAGUGCAGCUAUUUUUGAAAGUCAAAUACAAGGACUAAAUUCAACUGUGUCUUUACUCGAGUAAGUUUAAACUAUAUUUUAAUUUUGUCUUGGCAUCAUUAACUGUCUGAUUUAUUUCAUGAUAGCAAUGAAAAAGUAUUGUUAAAAUAAAUACUUCACUACUGUCUGUUAAACUGGGGGGGGGAGAUGUGUUUUCAAUUAGCUUACAUAUUGUAUUCAAGUAAAAAUUAAUAUUCACGCAAUGUGCAUAGUUGUAAUAAAUAUAUAUAUAUAUAUAUAACAUAGACAUGGGUAGUAUUCUGAAUAAUUAAAAAAUACUUUUUUCAGAAGUAUUCAAUACUGUAUUCUGAAUAGUUUUAAAAAUUAUUUUACUCAAGUUCAAUUUCAAUAUGAAAAUUAUAGUCUGUAUCUAAUGAAAUUAAUAAUGUUUUUUUAGGAGUUCAACUAUUUGGGUGGGGGGGAAGGAAGGCUAAGGUACUAAUUUAUUAUUAUUAGGUUAUAAAUAUAACAUUAAAUCAGUUCCAUAAACACACUUCUUUAUACUAUAACUGCAAAACCAUAGAUAAUAAAUGAUGGAUAGUCCAUGUUGGCUAUCAGAAUCAGACAUUAUUUUAUUUUCUAACUCACUUGAUAUUAAUGUAACUAUUUUCAUUGGAAAUUUAAGAAUAUUUGUGACAAAACACACAGAAUGGGAUAAGGAUAUGAUUUUAAUAUUACAAAUAAUUACUGUCCCUCUAUUAUGUGUAAAUUUACAGUUUGUUUUUAGUAGCCAAAAAGACCAAUUUUACCAGCAAAAGUUAAUUGUGAAUCAGAAGACCUCUUGAACCACCCCCUAGAUCUGCCACUACAACAUUCAUUAAUAUGUAAAAGUAUAAUUUGUUUGGUGUGACUAUACAUUUUAUUAAUAUUGAGUUUUUCAUGGUUUACUACUAUAUUCUGUAAUAUAUAGACACCUUAUCAUUAUCAUUAAUAUAGUGAGAUAACAAUUUUGAACAUCAAUAUUCAUUAUAAAACAUUACAAAUGUCUAGAUAGAUUAUAUUUAUGUUAGUAUUUUUUAGAUGUUUUUAUCAAGUAGAUUUAAAACAAUCAAUUGAAACUCAUAAAAUAUAAAUAUACUUACUACUCACUAAUAAUUACUUUUAUAUUCCAUAAUUCACAUGGUAAUUUAUGUUUUAUAAUAUUUUCCUUACAGUUAUUUGUAUUAUUUUAUAUCUUAUAUUAUCCAAUAAUAAUAAAUAAUUGUAUACAUUUUUGUUUAAAGAAAACAAUUAUUGGAUGAAAGAAGUCGUUUUUCGGAGCAAAUAAAAAACACAAAUCAAUGUGAAAACGAGUUAAUAAGCUGCCGUGCCCAACUGGAUACCAUUUUUAAAAGAAAGGUAAACAAUUGAAGUAGAAGAGUAUGAAAAGUCCUACUCGUGGUUCUAUAUAAUUUAUUUAGACAUUUUAAUAACUAAUUGUUAACAUUUGCACUUCAUAAUACUUAAAAAAUUACCCAAUCAAUUUAAAUUUUUAUAUCAAGAUCCUCAUUACCCUCCAAAUCUAAAAUGUUAAAAAUAAGUCAUGAUUAUUACAUUUUAAAAUUUUUCAAAAUCUAAAUCUAAUGCCAUUUAUUCUUCUUUCCAAUAAAUAAAAGAUAAUUGAAAUCGGUUAACUCUAAGAGACAUGAAAGGUUUUUCUGUAAAAUAUAAUUUUUUUAUUAAAAAACAGGUUAUAUGCAUGCCUGCCCCUUAACACUAUACAGAAUUAUCUUUCUAGAUACAUUUUUAAUACUAAUCUAAAAAUUUAAGUAUUAGGUUAUUUUUAUCAAGAUAUUUUAUUUUUAUAUUUUGGAAUAUUUUCCUUGAACUCUAGUUAUAAAUUUCUUAAAUUUUGUGAAUUUUGUGUGUUCGCCAUGUUUAAUUGUUUUAAAUACUUUAAAAUCUUCUAGUUUUGGGUUUUUAAUUUGAAAGGUUAAAUAGAGCAUUUGUAAUGUGUAUUGUAAUAUUAUGGUGUAUUUUUAUCACAUUCAUUUUUGCUAGUUAUUAUUUCUUGAUAUUAGACUUUAACAUUUACAUACAUUGUUGUUUUACAUUAAUUGUAAUAAUUGUAACUCAGGUUACUCUAUUAAUGUAGCUAUUCUAUAAUCCAUGAUCAGUAACUAGUGAAGCAAGAUGAGUGACCCAUACAGGAUUCUAUUGUAUACUUAUUCAUAUACAGGGAUUUGAAACAGAACAACAAAUUUUUAUAAAUGUACAAAUUGCAUUUGUGAACUUUACAGACCAAUACAUAAAAGGUUAAUAUUUCAUCCCAUUUACAAUAUUUUACAUAAUUAUUCACAUAUAUUAAGAAAAGUUUAGUGUAUAUAAAUUUAUAAAUUAUGUUUAAUGGAAAGCCACAUAGUAGUAGUUAAUAAAAAUUUGCUUACCUUUAAAUAUCUCGUAUGAAAUGUAGGGUUCUUAAAAUCAGUGUGUCACAUCAUCAAGAUACUUGUAUUAAUUGGAUAUUGAUAAAACUAAUAAAUAUUUUUAUCAAUAUUAAUUAAAUUAAUUAAAUCAAAAGUUUUUUGUGCAUAUUCCAAAAUAAUUAGUUCUUUGGAUCAUAUUGUACAGUUAUUAUGUUACUGUAAACUGUUUCACUAUCCUUGGUAGAAUAAAAUAUCUUAAUUUUGUUUCAGACUGAAUUAGAAUCUAUAGUUAUGGAACAGCGAAAUAAAAUUAUGGCCCUACAAAAUGACUUGACCAAUAGUGAAGAAGUUCAACGUGAUUUUGUUCGUCUAUCUCAAUCGCUUCAACAGGAAUUGGAAAGAAUUCGAGAAUCUGGGACAUCGGUAUUAACAUAGUGACAACCUUAAAAAAUUUGUUAGGUACAUAAUGUAUUGUUUAGGUGCGAUGGGAACAUGAAGAAGAUAUUAGCGACUGUCAUGAUUGCGGAACUGUAUUCUCCGAUUCUAAAACUAGAAAAGUACUUAUUUCUUGUAUAAGAUAACCUUAUGUUAUUUACUCAAAAUCAAAUUGUGUUUUUUUUUAAUAGGAUCAUUGUCGGCAUUGUGGUAGAAUAUUUUGUGCAUCCUGUUUGUCUAGAGCUGUAAAAAGUGGACCCAAUAUGAGAAACUCGCAUGUGUGUCGGGUUUGUCAUACUUUAUUGGUACGAGAUUCAGCACCUUAUUUUAGCACUGAACCUCCUCAUCAAUCCAACUAA
Molecule: messenger RNA, 6171 nt
Organism: Cinara cedri
Lineage: Eukaryota; Metazoa; Arthropoda; Insecta; Hemiptera; Aphididae
Source: the annotation of a GenBank genome assembly